Molecule: messenger RNA, 891 nt
Organism: Recurvomyces mirabilis
Lineage: Eukaryota; Fungi; Ascomycota; Dothideomycetes; Mycosphaerellales; Teratosphaeriaceae
Exons: 2
Coding region: 1-891 (296 amino acids)
Source: RefSeq, a predicted model, not a curated record
AUGGCCCCAUCGGCCACUGACCCCAUCACCACCAACGGCGUCACUUCCAGAGGCUCGACUCCCGAGGUCGAGCACAACACCGACGACCAUGUCGCCUUUGGCGGCGACGACCAAUGGUUCUACAACCCCUCGACCCGGCGCUUCGACCUCAGCCGCGGUAGCCAACGCCGCCUAGCCGUCGACGCCGACGACGGCAUCCGAAACCACCGAGGCGUCGAGAUCGAUCCCGAAAAGACACUACUCGUCAUAAUCGACAUGCAGAAUUUCUUCGUGCACCCCGUUUUCCGCGACCAUGCAGAAGGGAUCAAGACGAUACAGCCGCUUCUCAAAGUCAUCAGUAAAUGCAGGAAAGAAGGGAUAGAGCUAUGCUGGCUCAACUGGGGUAUCGAUCAGCAGGAUUUGAAUCGUAUGCCGCCGGCCGUGACGCGAGGUUUCAAUAAAGCGUUGAGCCAUGAGAAGGGACACGGCUGGCAUGUCGGUCUUGGCGCGGAACUGCCGAAAGAGCAGGGUGGUGAGCGGUGCUUGUUUAAGAAGACGUGGAAUGCGGAUAUCUUCGAUGAUCUGAAACCAUACGUGGAGCCGCAGGAUCGAAGAUUCGACAAAGCGAGGAUGUCCGGACUCUGGUCACCUCAACUGCCUUUUCAUCGGUACUUGCGCAAGAGUGGGAAGAAGACUUUGCUUUUCGCUGGUGUGAACACGGACCAGUGUCUUCUUGGUACCCUGACGGAUGCAUAUAGUUGGGGCUGGGACUGUAUCUUGGUCGGCGAUUGCGCAGGCACGAUGACGACUGUGCUUGGGGCGAAGGAGGUGUGCGAUUACAAUGUCGCGACCAACAUGGGCUUCGUGACGGACUCGGAUGCGCUUUGUGCUGCUGAGAUCGUUCACGGGUGA